AUGUUUGAAAAACCUCUUGUGCUUGUAACAGGUGGGACAGGUUUUCUGGCAACAUGUGUGAUUGCUUUUCUCUUCUGGCGGGGAUAUCGCGUACGUACUACUGUGCGUUCGCUCCAACACGGCGAAGAGAUCAAGAAACGCCUGCACGAAGCAGAAAUUAGCAAGGAGCAGAUAUCUUCGCUAGAAGUAGUUGAGGCAAAUCUUCUGAGCGACGACGGCUGGAUUGAUGCCAUGAAAGAUGUGCAAUACGUCCAACAUGUCGCAUCACCUUUUCCAGGUGGUCUUCCGAAGCACGAGGAUGAAUUGAUUAGACCUGUUCGUGAAGGUACAUUUCGAGUCCUUCGUCAUGCUGAUGAUGCAGGAUCAGUCAUUCGUGUUGUAUUAACAAGUAGUGCCGCAGCAAAUGGGCUCAGCCGGUACGAGUUUACGAGCUGUGGAGAGUUGUUAGACGGCAAUAUCUUGGGCCUCCCUCGUAUUGGUUUCAGUGUUGUCGCCCGAAGUCGCGUCUCAAUGCUAGAUAUCGCCAAAAUAUUGAAGAAGAACCUAGGAUCCGAGGCCUACAAAGUCCCAACACUUGCGUUACCAAACGUCCUUAUUCGAAUUGGUGUAAUUUUCCUUCCGAUUUCUCAUCUUAUUGUCCCGAAUUAG
Messenger RNA from Talaromyces stipitatus ATCC 10500, 648 nucleotides. Its product is annotated as NAD dependent epimerase/dehydratase, putative. Bases 1 to 648 code for a protein of 215 amino acids. Lineage: Eukaryota; Fungi; Ascomycota; Eurotiomycetes; Eurotiales; Trichocomaceae. The record is from RefSeq and is a predicted model, not a curated record. Gene Ontology annotation, molecular function: oxidoreductase activity, acting on the CH-OH group of donors, NAD or NADP as acceptor. The transcript is spliced from 3 exons.